AUGUUCAUUUUGAUUCCUUUGCUUUUGAAUUUCGCUUGGUCGAAUUUUAUGGGAAAGGUAGUAGAUAGAGGCGUUGGAAUCGGCAUGCAAAAUCAGAAUAACUUCCGAAGAACAGAUGCGAGAAAAGCAGAGAAAUUCUACGGCGGUCGAGGAAACGGACUUCCAGACCAGUAUCGACCGGAAAGAAUUCUCAAUAUUUCGAUUUCUUUGCCUCGUGAUUUUCGAGUAGACGGAUUUAUCACGACCCAGAGACUCAGAGAUCCUCGAGAGAUAUUUCGCUUUGGAGUUGAAGCGAAAUUGAAGGGCAAUGGCAAUUUUACCGUGUUGAUUCUGUUUGUCGAUCCCAUCGACAGGUAUCUCCAAGAGUACUCCCGAACAGAAGCCCCUCAGUCCUGUCUGCUAGACAAAACCGACUACGAAGCCGGCGAAGACCAGUCGAUUUUGCCCCGCGAUUGCCCGGAUCGAACGAGUAGCGGGAAGCUCUUCGAUCGAUGUGGUUGGCGACUUUCAAAAUUUAAACGAGCGUGGUCCUGUUCGCGAAACCAGAACAACGAAAUGCCAUGUUUUUUGCUCAUUGCUGAAACGCAGUUCAACUCUAUUGCACAAGACAUUUGCAAUGAUCCUGAUCGGCAUGACCCUGUUACUUCCCUUUUGGUCUUCUGCAUUUCUUCCAAUUAUGCAAUGGGCAUUUUCCGACUACCUCCAAUCAAACGGAGUAACUGUAUUUUAAAAACAACAGAGAGCAAUAAGAAUUGCACGUCCAUCAGUAGAAGAGAUGACUCUAAGAAGGAAGAUCUGGAAAGCAGCUUACCCAUGAUUCAGUUGCCUCAAUUCGUCGGAUAUCGACUUCGACUGCGCCGAUCGAUCGUUGAAACACAAUUGCCAAUAUCGCCGUGGAUAAUUGCUUUGCUGAUCUUCACCUACUUGCUUGUUCUUGGAGUCAUCUUCUUUGCAGUACCUUUUCUUAGUGAAAAAGCGAUGCUGCAGCAAAGUGUAAAAUAUACAGCCUACUCCACUUCCUACUUCAACAGCAAAAAAUCCGAAAGCUGCGAAGAAGGAAAAGUCCGAUUCAUCUGUCCCCGCCAAAACGAACCAAGAGAAUAUUUAUAUUGCUGCACAGUCGCUGAAAACCAAUAUACUUGCUGCGCGGAUGAAACGAAAUCCCGUUAUUUUAAAAAUUCAAGCGAAACAGUUCCCGAAGAUGUCGAGCAGAAUAAAACUUCCAUAACAGGGGCGCUGUGGCAAGCUGUCAUCAUUUUGUACAUCUUUAUUGUUUUCCUCAUUAUGCUGGCCGAUUUCUUCAGCCAUAUGCGACUGAAAAACAAGAAGAGCGCGCAUAAACCUUCGCCGAGACAGAUGAGCGCAGAAUCCUGA
Oikopleura dioica is the source of this 1374-nucleotide messenger RNA. The record is from the annotation of a GenBank genome assembly. Lineage: Eukaryota; Metazoa; Chordata; Appendicularia; Copelata; Oikopleuridae.